This is a messenger RNA of Labrus mixtus (cuckoo wrasse), 1157 nucleotides long. Its product is annotated as histamine N-methyltransferase-like. The record is from RefSeq and is a predicted model, not a curated record. Lineage: Eukaryota; Metazoa; Chordata; Actinopteri; Labriformes; Labridae. Bases 105 to 980 code for a protein of 291 amino acids. The transcript is spliced from 7 exons. Gene Ontology annotation, molecular function: N-methyltransferase activity.
GUCGCGAUUGUGAAUAACACUCCUUCCUCAGAUUCAGCUCUGUAGUCAAGAACAAUCGUCUGCCACAUAGAAGUCGUUUUCUUAAAGCAAGUCGGAUCUCUGCCAUGGCCUCCUCUCUGCAGAGCUUGAUUCAUGAUGAUAGCAGAUACCAGAAGUCCUUCCACCUUUUCCUGGAGCGCUCCUCUGAACAUCAGUGUAUGCAGGACUUCAUUGACAAUACACUGCCAGACAUACUGGCCAGCAUUGGAGACGGAAAGUCCCAUCUAAAUGUCAUUGGAGUUGGAAGUGGAGAUGGUGAGAUUGACCUGAAGAUGCUCUCCAAGCUUCAUCUGAGGCACCCAGGGGCGACAGUGGAUAACGAGGUGGUGGAGCCUAGCAGCCAGCAGCUACAUAACUACAAAGUCUUGGCAUCGCAGAAACCAGGUCUGGAUUACGUCACCUUCACUUGGAACAAGAUGACUUCCUCUGAGUUUGAGCAGCACUGGAAGGCGAAGAAGAUGACUAAGAAGGCUGACUUCAUUCACAUGAUACAGAUGCUGUACUAUGUAAAGGAUCCUGAAGCUACUGUCAGCUUCUUCCGUAGUCUCCUCAACAAGAAUGGGAAGCUUCUGAUCAUUCUAGUGUCUGGUGAAAGUGGUUGGGGAAAUCUUUGGCGGACUUACAGGAAUGAGCUCUGUAACACAGAAAUAAGCCAGUGUGUGACCACUAGAGACAUCAAAAGCUUCCUGGACUCUAAGGGAGUAAGCUACCAGAACUACAUGCUGCCAUCUCAAAUGGAUAUUACAGAGUGUUUCUCUGAGGGGGAUGAGAAGGGUGAGCUGCUGCUCGAUUUUCUGACUGAGGUGCUGGACUUCAGUAACACAGCCUCACCUGAGCUGAAAGCUGGUGUCUUGGAGUUACUUCGUCAUCCGGAGUGUAGUGUAGAGUCCAAUGGCAAGGUUAUUUUCAACAACAACCUGGAGGUGAUAGUCAUAAAUUAGCUUACUUAAAAACAGGUUAUUGGUAUACUGAGGUUCAUUUUUUCUCAGUGGAAUAGGACAUUUCUGUUGAAUUAGUUUCAAACUAAAUAAUGAAAUCAAAGUGUAUAUUUUGUGUAAUUGACUGUACAUAAUCACCAAGCCUUUAGCUCGGCAAAUGUGUGUUUUCUUACUUGAUCA